This is a messenger RNA of Alligator mississippiensis (American alligator), 14536 nucleotides long. RefSeq names its product plexin A2 (gene PLXNA2). The coding region runs from base 632 to 6319 and encodes 1895 amino acids. Gene Ontology annotation, biological process: regulation of cell shape; regulation of cell migration; negative regulation of cell adhesion. Gene Ontology annotation, molecular function: protein binding; semaphorin receptor activity. The transcript has 32 exons. The record is from RefSeq and is a predicted model, not a curated record. NCBI's taxonomy places the organism in Eukaryota, Metazoa, Chordata, Crocodylia, Alligatoridae. Gene Ontology annotation, cellular component: semaphorin receptor complex.
GCAGUCAGACUGCUGCUGAUGGGGGGAUGAGCUUCCAGUGCCAGCCUAGAGCCGGGAGAAGGAGUGCACAGUUACUGUGAAAUUCAGCUGGUAGAAAGAGAGAGCGAGGGAGAGACACAGAGAGAGAGAGGAAAAAACAGAUCUGUGAAGGAAAUGGGACUGUAAAAAAAAAAAAAAAUUAAAAAAAAAUUAAAAUUAAAAAAAAGCAAAGGAAGCCCGGGAUGGCUGAUGUCAGGGAGGGUAGGGGAGAAGUCUAGGUGGGCGAAUCCUAGCAAUAAGGACCCUUAAAAAGAAUAAGAAUAAUUGGCUAGCCAGCCGCACAGGGGCUUCAGAGGAAUGACUGACUGACUGCCUGGAGGAGCCGUUCCAAGGAAGAGCAGAGAGACUUUAGGAAUACAGAUAAGUAGCUGGUGACUUGCGGUGGAUUUCAAUGAAUUCAGGGUCGGACUGGAUUACCUCUCCGUAAAUCCAAGGAGGUGGAGGGGUGGGGGGAGAAAGCAGAGAGCCCCCAAGGAGACAGACGGAAGAGGAUCUUUAGGUCUGAAACAUGUGAGGUACAUUGCCGGGGCAAGCGACACGUACAGGGAGCCUGGAAGUUCACCCUCCCCUUCCUCCUUUCCCCCACCCCAGGAUGGAUCAGAGGAAGAGCUGGCCUCGGACACUGGACUCCGACGGCUGGUCAGUGGCUUUUGUCGUCUUGGUUUUGGUCCUGCUUUCCCGGAGCGUGGCCGGCACUGCCCUCUUCAACACUUUCCACUCUGAGAACAGAGACUGGACUUUUAACCACCUGACCGUCCACCGGAGCACGGGGGCUGUCUACGUCGGAGCCAUCAACCGGGUUUACAAGCUCUCGGGCAACUUGACCAUCUUGGUGGCUCACAAGACGGGCCCGGAGGAGGACAACAAAUCCUGCUACCCGCCUCUCAUCGUGCAGCCGUGCAGCGAGAUCCUGACCCUCACCAACAACGUCAACAAGCUGCUGAUCAUCGACUACUCGGAGAACCGGCUGCUGGCCUGCGGGAGCCUCUACCAGGGCGUCUGCAAGCUGCUGAGGCUGGACGACCUCUUCAUCCUGGUGGAGCCGUCGCACAAGAAGGAGCACUACCUCUCCAGCGUCAACAAGACCGGCACCAUGUACGGGGUGAUCGUGCGCUCCGAGGGCGAGGACGGCAAGCUCUUCAUUGGCACGGCGGUGGACGGCAAGCAGGAUUACUUCCCCACCCUCUCCAGCCGCAAGCUGCCCCGGGACCCGGAGUCAUCGGCUAUGUUGGAUUACGAGCUCCACAGCGACUUUGUCUCCUCGCUCAUCAAGAUCCCCUCCGACACGCUGGCCCUCGUCUCGCACUUCGACAUCUUCUACAUCUACGGCUUUGCCAGCGGCAACUUCGUCUACUUCCUGACCGUCCAGCCCGAGACCCCCGAGGGCGUCUCCAUCAACUCGGCCAAUGACCUCUUCUACACGUCCCGCAUUGUCCGCCUCUGCAAGGACGACCCCAAGUUCCACUCCUACGUCUCUCUGCCCUUUGGCUGCGUCAAGGGGGACGUGGAGUACCGUCUCCUGCAAGCCGCGUACCUCUCCAAGCCCGGCGAUGUGCUGGCCAAGGCCCUCAACAUCACCGCCCAGGAGGAUGUCCUCUUUGCCAUCUUCUCCAAGGGGCAAAAGCAGUACCACCAGCCCCCCGACGACUCGGCUCUGUGCGUCUUCCCCAUCCGCACCAUCAACACCCAGAUCAAGGAGCGCCUGCAGUCCUGCUACCAAGGGGAAGGCAACCUGGAACUCAACUGGCUGCUGGGGAAGGAUGUCCAGUGCACCAAAGCACCAGUCCCAAUCGACGAUAACUUUUGUGGGCUCGACAUUAACCAGCCCCUCGGGGGCUCCACGCCGGUGGAAGGGGUGACCCUCUUCACCACCAGCCGGGACCGCAUGACCUCGGUUGCCUCGUACGUUUACAACGGCUACAGCGUGGUGUUUGUGGGGACCAAGAGCGGCAAGCUGAAGAAGAUCCGGGCAGAUGGUCCCCCUCAUGGAGGAAUUCAGUACGAAAUGGUCACAGUUUUCAAGGACGGGAGCCCUAUCCUUCGAGACAUGGCCUUCUCCAUCGAUCACAAGUACCUGUACGUCAUGUCAGAAAGACAGGUGUCCAGAGUCCCGGUGGAGUCGUGCGAGCAGUACACAACCUGCGGGGAAUGUCUGAGCUCGGGAGACCCUCACUGCGGCUGGUGCACCCUUCACCACACGUGUUCCCCGAGGGACAGCUGCGAGCGAGCGGACGAGCCGUACCGAUUUGCCGACAGCAUCGCUCAGUGCAUGAGCAUCACCGUGAAGCCCAGCAGCAUCUCGGUGUCCGAGCACAGCCUCCCGCUGCGCCUGCUGGUGAGCUACGCCCCCGAUCUCUCGGCUGGGAUCACCUGCCUCUUUGGGAACCUCACUGAGGUGGAAGGCCAAGUGCUGGGCAGCCAUGUCAUCUGCGUUUCGCCAGCAGCUAAAGAUGUCCCCGCCAUCCCUGUGGACCAAGACUGGUUUGGGUUGGAGCUGCAGCUGAAAUCCAAGGAGACAGGCAAGAUGUUCGUCAGCACAGAGUUCAAAUUCUACAACUGCAGCGCCCACCAGCUGUGUCUGUCCUGCGUGAACAGCGCUUUCCGCUGCCACUGGUGCAAGUAUCGUAACCUCUGCACUCACGACCCCACCACCUGCUCCUUUCAGGAGGGAAGGAUCAAUGUUUCAGAGGACUGCCCUCAGCUCUUCCCCACGGAAGAGAUCCUUAUCCCCGUAGGGGAGGUGAAGCCCAUCACACUGAAAGCCAGAAACCUGCCCCAGCCCCAGUCGGGCCAGCGGGGCUACGAGUGUGUCCUCAACAUCCAGGGCGUGAUCCAUCGCGUACCAGCUCUGCGCUUCAACAGCUCCAGCGUCCAGUGCCAGAACAGCUCGUAUCUCUACGACGGGAUGGACAUAAGCAACUUAGCCGUGGAUUUUGCUGUGGUCUGGAAUGGAAACUUCAUCAUCGACAACCCUGAGGAUUUGAAAGUCCACCUGUACAAGUGCGCGGCCCAGCGGGAGAGCUGCGGCCUGUGCCUGAAAGCGGAUCAGAAGUUCGAGUGCGGCUGGUGCAGCGGCGAGGCGAAGUGCACCCUCCGCCAGCACUGCAGCUCUUCCCCCCACCAGCCCUGGCUGGACUGGUCCAGCAGGAACGUCAAGUGCUCCAACCCCCGCAUCACCGAGAUCCUGACCGUGUCCGGCCCCCCAGAAGGAGGGACACACGUGACCAUCCGUGGCGUGAACCUGGGCCUGGACUUCUCAGAGAUCGCCCACAGCGUGCGGGUGGCAGGGGUGCUGUGCACGCCCCUGCGGGAGCAGUACAUCAUCGCAGAGCAAAUCGUGUGCGAGAUGGGGCAGGCGCUUCCAGGGAUCAGUUCUGGCCCGGUGCUCCUGUGCAUUGGAGAGUGCAAGCCUGAGUUCAUGGCCAAGUCCACGCAGCAAUACAUGUUUGUGAAUCCAGCGGUCAGUGCCCUGAGUCCCAGCCGCGGGCCAGAAUCAGGAGGCACCAUGGUGACCAUUACCGGCCAUUUCCUGGGUGCUGGCAGCCGCGUGUCUGUGCUGCUCGGAAACCAGACCUGCGAAUUUUAUGGGAGGUCCGUGAAUGAGAUCGUGUGCGUCUCUGCCCCAUCCGCACAUGGCCUGGGUCCCAUCCGUGUCUCGGUGAGUGUGGACCGGGCCCAGCUGGAAAGCACCCUGGAGUUCGAGUACAUCGAUGACCCCAAGGUGCAGCGCAUCGAACCCGAGUGGAGCAUAGCCAGUGGACACACGCCUCUGACAGUCACGGGGUCCAAUCUGGAUGUGAUUCAGGAGCCCAGGAUCCGUGUGAAAUACAACGGCAAGGAAUCUGUCAAUAUCUGCAAGGUCAUGAACACAACCAUGCUGACCUGCCUGGCUCCCUCCCUCACCCCCGAGUACCGCCCUGGCUUGGAUGCCGUCGAGCGGCCGGACGAGUUUGGCUUCAUCUUUAACAACGUGCAGUCCCUGCUCAUUUAUAAUGACACUAAGUUCAUUUACUACCCAAACCCUACUUUUGAGCUGCUGAGCCCCACAGGGGUGCUGGACCAGAAGCCAGGGUCUCCCAUCAUCCUGAAGGGCAAAAAUCUGUGCCCACCAGCUCCCGGCGGAGCAAAGCUGAACUACACCGUCCUAAUUGGAGACACCCCUUGCGCCGUCACCGUGUCUGAGACACAGCUGCUGUGCGAGCCUCCGAACCUCACAGGCCAGCACAAAGUUAUGGUGCACGUUGGUGGCAUCGUCUUCUCUCCCGGCUCAGUGAGCGUGAUCUCGGACAGCCUGCUGACCCUGCCGGCCAUCGUCAGCAUCGCGGCAGGAGGCAGCCUGCUCCUCAUCAUCGUCAUCAUCGUCCUCAUCGCCUACAAGCGCAAGUCCCGGGAGAAUGACCUCACCCUCAAGAGGCUCCAGAUGCAGAUGGACAACCUCGAAUCACGUGUGGCCCUGGAGUGCAAGGAGGCUUUUGCAGAACUGCAGACAGACAUCAACGAGCUAACCAGUGACCUCGACCGCUCAGGGAUCCCGUACCUCGAUUAUCGGACAUACGCUAUGAGGGUCCUUUUCCCCGGCAUCGAGGACCACCCCGUCUUGCGGGAGCUGGAGGUGCAAGGCAAUGGGCAGCAGAGCGUGGAGAAGGCCCUGAAGCUCUUUGCCCAGCUGAUCAACAACAAGGUGUUCCUGCUCACCUUCAUCCGCACCCUGGAGCUGCAGCGCAGCUUCUCCAUGCGCGACCGGGGCAACGUGGCCUCCCUCAUCAUGACCGGCCUGCAGGGCAAGCUGGAGUAUGCCACUGACGUGCUGAAGCAGCUGCUCUCGGACCUGAUUGAGAAGAACCUGGAAAACAAAAACCACCCCAAGCUGCUUCUGCGCAGGACAGAGUCCGUGGCUGAGAAGAUGUUGACCAACUGGUUUGCCUUCCUUCUCCACAAGUUUUUAAAGGAAUGUGCUGGGGAGCCCCUCUUCAUGUUGUACUGCGCCAUCAAGCAGCAGAUGGAGAAGGGCCCGAUCGACGCCAUCACGGGGGAGGCGCGCUAUUCCCUGAGCGAGGACAAGCUGAUCCGGCAGCAGAUCGAGUACAAGACUCUGAUCCUGAACUGUGUGAACCCCGAUAAUGAGAACAGCCCAGAGAUCCCGGUGAAGGUGCUGAACUGUGACACCAUCACUCAAGUCAAGGAGAAGAUCCUGGAUGCCGUGUACAAGAACGUCCCGUACUCCCAACGGCCGAGGGCUGUCGACAUGGACCUAGAGUGGCGCCAGGGACGGAUAGCUCGGGUAGUCCUGCAGGACGAAGAUAUCACCACCAAAAUAGAGGGCGACUGGAAGCGGCUGAACACACUGGUGCAUUAUCAGGUGUCUGAUCGCUCAGUCGUGGCCCUGGUUCCCAAGCAGACCUCCUCCUACAACAUCCCUGCCUCUGCCAGCAUAUCCCGAACCUCCAUUAGUAGAUACGAUUCCUCUUUCCGGUACACGGGCAGCCCCGACAGCCUCCGCUCUCGGGCACCCAUGAUCACCCCUGACCUGGAGAGCGGGGUGAAGGUCUGGCACUUGGUCAAAAACCACGACCACGGGGACCAGAAGGAAGGCGAUCGAGGCAGCAAGAUGGUGUCCGAGAUCUACCUGACCAGGCUUCUAGCUACAAAGGGUACGCUGCAGAAGUUUGUGGACGACUUGUUCGAGACCUUGUUCAGCACCGUGCACCGGGGCAGCGCGCUCCCGCUGGCCAUCAAGUACAUGUUCGACUUCCUGGAUGAGCAAGCGGAUAAGCACAGCAUCCACGACACGGACGUGAGGCACACCUGGAAAAGUAACUGCCUCCCGCUCCGGUUCUGGGUGAACGUCAUCAAGAACCCCCAGUUUGUGUUCGACAUCCACAAGGGCAGCAUCACGGACGCCUGCCUCUCGGUCGUGGCCCAGACCUUCAUGGACUCCUGCUCCACCUCUGAGCACCGCCUGGGCAAGGACUCCCCCUCCAACAAGCUGCUGUACGCCAAGGACAUCCCCAGCUACAAGAGCUGGGUGGAGAGGUAUUACGCUGACAUUGCAAAGCUCCCGGCCAUCAGCGACCAGGACAUGAACGCUUACCUCGCAGAGCAGUCGCGCCUUCACGCCACGGAGUUCAAUAUGCUGAGCGCGCUGAAUGAGAUCUACUCCUAUGUCAGCAAAUACAGCGAAGAGAUCAUCGGAGCCCUGGAGCAGGACGAGCAGGCGCGCAGGCAGCGCUUGGCAUACAAAGUAGAGCAGCUCAUUGGUGCCAUGUCUAUCGAGAGCUGAAGAAAGGACACGAGGUUCAACCAGAAGGGAAUAGUCACUGCAAAGACUCUCGGGAACUAAGAGUAAGAACAAGCAGGGAAGGCACUGGACACCUAUAAGUACUGAGACUUCCUCUGGUGGGAGCAGAGCUGGGCCCAGAUACCUACUGAGUUCAAAAUCGCUUAGAUUCCAGUUUGAGCAGACAGCUAGAAAGACAAUGCAUCCCCAAGCCAAAUAGGGUCCAGAUGGAUCAACUCUUCAAGUCGUAUGUAUGGAAGAAGGAAGUCUGGAGGCCUCCAUGACUGCUGCUUUGCAUGAAAACCGUGUGAUGUAUAUUAGGAAAUCAUGAAAACUUUAUUUAAAGGGGGGGUUUUUUUUAGAAAAAAGAAAAAGGAAAAAAAAAAAGAAAUUUAACAAAAACCACGGUGGCCACCGAGAUACUUCUGCCAACAAAGUUCAGUUCCAAAUCUUCUCUCUCUCUCUCUUUCUCAUGUGAGGUUCCUGUAGUGUGUGGCUCAGCCAUUCAGAGGACUGACUCUUAUGCUAAUAGGAAAGUUUGGAAAAUCCCAUUAUUCCUCUUCCUGGGAACUUACAAAAAUAUGAGCACAAGUUUGCACCAAACCUUUUUACGCAAAGGAAAAUAACAGUUUAGCCGGAAAGAAAGCCAACAGCUGAGUAAAUUAUAGGCACCGGAAGGAACUUUACCUGAGUUGCAAAACCAUCAGAGCAUUCGACCUCUUUGUCUUGAAAUCCAGCUUUAUCUGUGUAUUUAUAUAGUGUCGAUAUAUCUAUUUUUUUUAAAUCCCACUUACCGCUGAAGGAGGAAGGAUCUGAUUUUAAACUUUCCCCUCUUUGAUUUCCAUGCUGUUUCAACACAAAGCUCCAGCCAGGUGCCACCGUUCAGCGGGAUCUUUGUUUGCUCGACAUGCGGGGUCCUGAGGAAUGUUCUGUCUUUUGCGGCGCGCGAAACGAAGGAAGUCGUGUGCGGUUUAAACUGAAAUUGGUGCAUUGUAGGUUUCUGCAGGUGCAAUUUGAGCUAAACCAAUUGGCUGACCUUUCCCAGUCGAGCAGAGCUGGGCUGGAGCUUUCUGAGUCACUUGGCGUGCCGGCUGGCUAGUGCUAUUCUGUUCCAGCUGCACUGUGAUUUCUUGCGGUUGAAACACACACACAAAAACCCAAUGUUUACAGCAAGUGAUACUUGAAAAGAGUAGACAUAGUGAGAUGAUGUAUUUAUUGCUUUUCUGUUUAAGACUCUCUUACCCUUACAGACAAAAUGAGGACAGACGCCGUUUGCAUUUUUCUCCCGGCAUAUGCAAGGUCACCCAAGGUCAAGCCUCAGACUUUUAUUUCCAUUUGAGGGAGGGGGUAGAAAUUUCUGCGCUAGGCGAGAGAAGGAAAGCCGUAACCCACACAGUCCGAGUGCCAACUCCCGUUGUCGUCGUCGUCUUUGUCUCUGUGUCUCGUUCGGUAGGUUUGGUUUCUAGCGGCCAGAGCAGCCCAUCUUCUUGUGGUCACUGAAAGACAAAUGUUUGUGAGUGUUAUUCCUUUAAAAGAGACCAAAGCUUUCAUGUCCUUUAAAGAGUGCCAAGAGGUGGAUGGAAUGCUGUAAAUAUUUCUCUCUGUAAUAAAUAUUGAUAUUUGUGCAGGCUGCAGUGGGGAGGACAAGGUGAUUAGACCUAAUGGAAAUAGAAGUAUCGACCACGCGAGCCUCGGCGAUUGCAGCAGAGUAGCUACGUGGGUCUGUCUAAUGGAAUCAAAACCUGAUGGGAAAAUGCCCGGCCGUAAGUUUCCCUGCAGAGAGGCUAGGAACAGCUUGGCUGCGAAGGGACUGAUCCCAGGCCAGCCACUUCGCUUGCGCGGUACUCUUUCCCCUGCUUCUGAAGUGGGGGGAGCAGUGUUUGGUGGGGUGAGGAGAUUAGCAAAGGCUUGGCAAUGUGACGUGCUGGGCAAGGUCUGGCCGAAGCCAAAGGAGCGUGGGUGCUUUGCCGUCUCACACGUGCGGGUGCUGCGUGCUAGGUACUGUUAUGACUUACGCAGAGUCCGCUCCGCCGCGGGACUCCGGUAAAGCAACCGCAUCCUCCCACCGGCGUCAGAAGGGGUGUGGGAAGGGGUGGAAAGGCCUCAUGGUACUGGGCCCACAGACUCACCCCGCCAUGCUGGAAGGAACUGAACCUACAGUGCAAAACCAUUGGAGUAUACAGCCUUCUCGUCUUGAAAUCCAUCUUUGUCCGUGCAUUUGUACAGAGCUGAAAGGUGUGGCUGAAGCUUGCCUGUACGUAAGCUCUUGUUAGUCCCUGCUCGCAACCUGCACCGCAGUCCUGCACUAGGAUCCGACCGCCUGGGCCCCUGGGCUCACAGAGCUGUGCCACGGUCGUCAGCAAUGUGUGCCUGUGCAGGGCUGGGGUCAUAGCUUGCUGCCACGGUGCUGCAAAGAAAAUACCACUUCACAGCCAGCCACCCACCCCCAUCCCGCUGCUGCAGAAGGGAGCUGGGAGCAAUCUGGUCGCUGGCGUGCACGUUCAAACUGGUGCUUUAAGUAGGCAGCGAGGGUCCCAGGAGUCUGAAUGCAGACAGCAACAAGGAGGGAGGGAAAAGCGUUCGGAGAAGUACUCAGGAAACUUGCUGUUUCAAUUAUCCUCCAUUGAAAGCCGCACCAAGCCCACUCUCCUCUGGUAAUCCACUUAGGUGAGUUUCUCUGGGCCCUAUUAGUAGCCCGAAAGAAAUACUAAUGACCAACCUUGUGCAAUAAGCUGUAGUUUUUGACAUUCGCUACAGCCUCAGCUUUGUAACGAGAAGGCUCCGAUUGACGGAGACAUGGGUACAAGAAGGGGAUGUGUGGAGACCAGCACAGAGACAGGCUGCCUGUCAUCGGGGGAGUUUGCUUCCCAGGUUCCCUUACCUGCACCAGGAGUCUAAUUACAAAGACAGAACAGGGAGAAUCUGCCAGGUCAUCCUAUUAAAGCCUGGCAUCCUGAUGCUAAUAAAUUCACCAUCUAGUCAUUAGAGCGCUUGCUAACUUGACCUGCUCUCUGUUGCUGACGUUGCAUAACGGCAGAUCUGUGAUAUUCCCCCGAAAGACUUCAGUUUCCCCAGGUUUUUGCUGUUGUUGUUCACAGCAAUCCAGCACACGAUCAAUGCGCACCUUUGUUCAGCCUUGCAUUCUGGUCACAGCCAUCGCUUCAAGUAUUUCUGACUCCCUAUUCGCUUUGCUUGCUCAACUGUUCUCCAGAGUUGCUUGGCAUCAUUUCUGCACCCUGAUGGGAGAACACCCAUGCUCCUACCAGGAUCUGCUUAGGACCAUGCAGUCCAAAUUCCUUCCUGUCAACUCAUCAAGGAUCCCCUGUCUAACUAGGUUUAGGCCUGGAACAGCUGUCUUCUGCGAGGAGGCAUCACGCACACCUUGCCCGUCUCCCUGCCCAGCCGUCUUCUCCAGCGUGUGUUCCCUUUACUCUGGUCUUCUGUCUAGUGAAGGCUGAAGUCUCUGCCUACAGCUCCCUGGUGCUGUGGGGAUACAGUGCAGAUCCUAGAUCUCUUGCCUGCUGUAUAAAGGUCAUUGCACAAGCCUCGGGGGUGACACUAUGCAGAGGCUGUCUUUACCAGCGUACAGCAUCCACGCUGUGCGUUAUAGCACCCGUUGGCUGGGUGUAUUCAUCAGUCAUGCUUAGAAUCAUAGAAAACAAGGGUUGAAGGGACCUCAGGAGGUCACAUCUAGUCCAACCCCCUGCUCCAAGCAAGACCUGCCCCAACUACAUCAUCCCAGCCAGGGCUUUGUCUACCCGGGUCUUCAAAAUCUCCAAGGAUGGAGAUUUCACCUCUCUGGGUAACCUGCUCCAGUGUUUUACUACCCUCCUAGUGAGGAAGUUUUUCCUAAUAUCUAACCUAAACUUCUCUUGCUGCAACUUGAGCCCAUUGCUCCUUGUCCUGCCAUCUGCCCCCACUGAGACCAGCCCAGCUCCAUCCUCUUUGCAACCCGCUGCAGGGAGUUGAAGGCUGCUAUUCAAUCCCCCUCGGUCUCCUCUUCUGCAGUUGUUUCAUCCCUUAGCAUCAUUCUCCUCCUUUGCUGUCUGGAGGCUUGGAAACCAGCUGUGGGGCUCUUCAUCCCACCAAUGGAGAAGACUAGGGAAAAAUCAAAAUACUUGCAGGGCUUGGAUGUCACUGAGGAGGGAACAAGACAUGUCUAAUAUGACAGGUUGGGGAAAGGGGCAGCUGCGCAUGCUCAAGGAAUGCUCCUAAGCACAAGGAGGGAAAGGGAGUAUUUGGGAUUAAUUACUGCGUGUAUGCAAUGGCAUCUGAGGAAAGGGGCAAUGUGCCUGCCUCCUGGGAGCAUUAAUUUGAUUGUGGCAUAGCGUCCCAAGGGAAGCAGCUGAAGCCAAAGUGUUUGAAUCACUUGAAACAGGACCAGACGUACUAAGGCAGCGAAGGGGACGGUCUGCUGCAGGCGGGGGCAGGAGUGGCUGAAGUGUGACCGAGCAAGUCUCUGCAGCGCUCCUUUCUUUGGUUCUCGUGAAUAAUGGAUGCUUGCAGGAAAUUAUGUGGCGAAGCUCUUGUGAUCCAAUGCCCAAUUUACAGCCGACUUCUCAGUCCUCUGGGGCUGGCGCUUCAGAUCUCGGCACGGAGCGGUCUGCGUGCCGCAGGCAAGCCCCGCGCCAGGUUGGGUCGGCAGGGAGGCCCCAGGUUUGCCGCAGAUGAAAUGAUUGCACAUCUAGCUCUGCGCCUCCUUCCCCGCACCAGGCCGGGUGGGAGAAACGCACCCAUGUGUUUUGAUUCUCCGGUCGGCUUUGUUUCAGGUGUUUCGACAUCAAAGCAGAAGACGUCAUUUCUGGACUCUCUGUGUCUGGUGCUGCUGUUUAAAUAAUUCUAUUUAAUCUUCUGCACUUGAGCGUUAUCCAGAGCCAUCAAAGCACCCACUCCAAGGGGUAGCAAGGUGCUAAUCAAAUGCUUCUCCACCUUGAAAGCCUUUUUUAAAACCCCCUAUGCCCGAGUCCUAACUCCUAGCCAAGCUUGCCUCUGCCUGGACCUUGCUGCCUUUGCACCACGGUGCUGCAUCCCUCCAAGAAGCAGGCUGACGUGGAGCUCAGAUGGCCCGCUCCUUCCCACAGGAGAGGUAGGGAAGGGGGUUGCCAGGUACAUAAAGCCAGGAGAGCUAAAACCAGAACCUCUGAGGCCAUCCUAGGUCCAGCUCGGCCGGGAACGGACUGUAGCUUAAUGCAUGACAAGCAAGUGUUAUGAAAAACACCCCGGGGCCAGGGUGUGAAGGAGCAGAGCCGUGGAAAGGGGGACCGAAAUGAGUCAUGAACCUGAAUCUGCGUAUGCGGGAGGCCAGCCUUUCCCCAUGAAAUCCCAGUGCUGCGUGAUAAAACCGUUUGCCUCACAGGUGUUCAAUGCCUUUCCCCUGUGACAAUCCCAACAGCCAGGCCACCCAUGUCCUCUUAAGAGGACAUAUGCACUGCUGGUAAGGGUUUUACAUGGAAUUUACCAAAAAAAAAGGAGCCUCUCCCUAUUCCAUCCGCCUCACAGGUUGUCUGCAACGUCCAGGCUGAGCAGGGGAGCCCUGCGGCAGGACUCGGCGGUUCGGUGAUUGUGCUCUGGGCUCUACGUGUAAAUGCAUAACGUGUGCAAGUCCCCUAUAUGAGCACGAGUCCAGGCGUUCAGCUGUGGCUGCUGGCUUGGGUGCCUCUUGCUUGGUGCCCGGUGUGGAUGUGCAUGCAGGGUCUGGUUUGCAGGGUUGCUAACCGCUCGCUGGUGCAAGGGAGCUGGAGGGAAGCUGGUUUGUGUGUUGCCCUUGAGAGUGUAACUCCACCUGGGGCAGAGCAGGGGCUGGAGAAUUAUUCUGGAAACAUUUUUUUAAGCCUGUGCCUGUACUGUUUCCCGCUGGCAGCUGCAGGGCAGUGUUUUUGGCUGUCACCGGCAGCUCUGUUUCAUUUUCCAGUGCUGUCAGCAUUCACCUGUCACGAGGACUUAGUUCACCAAACUGAAUGAAACAAAAAUAGAUGGACUCGAACAAGCUGGGCCAUCAGGGGGAAACCUCAGCAGUGACUGUGCUGCGCGGGGAAGACAAAAGGGUUCAGAAAAGGAGGACAAGCAGCCAGCAUCCACGAUGCGUUUGAGGGCAGCACAGCUUCAGUCAUCCUAUUUCAGUAGUCCGCGUGUACCAGAAACCGUAAGCCAAUAAUACAGAGGUGUGAUGUUGUAUAUAGUUACUUGCUAGGUAGAGCUAGGUGAACGGUCCGAUCUGUUUUGUGAAUGUGUCUUCAGUGAAAACUCCACGAUCCCCCUCCCAGCCCCGCUCCGCUUUGUCCCAGGCCUCUUGAGAUCAGCCAGCGAGGGGCCAAAGGCCUUACGUGUGCGACACAUGCACAGCCGCCCAGCGCUGACGUGGCCAGGGCGGUCGCGUUGUUGGAAACGUUUCUUUUGGGAUGAGCUGUUUGUCGAAGGAGCUGUUUGACUUAGGAAUAGAAACCUGUGGGGUGAGGUUCAGAGCCUGAGCACCCCGAACCGCAACACCUCCGUGUAGCUCAGCCAGGCCAGUUCAAAGGGCAGGGUCUUAAAACCUGUGAAGCCUUUGAACAUAUUUUUCUUCUCUUAGAAAGAGGAACAAAAGCAAAAUCUGUCUGCCCAGUUCCUAGCAAGUGAACGAUGUAUCCACCCAACCAGGAGGGAGUACGGCUCCCUCCUUCCUCCACAAAAGCCCCACAUUUGAAAGGAAGUGCUCGUUUUAUUCCCUUGCCUCUUCAAACGCCCCUUUCUCCAGGGCUCCUCGUCUAGUUUAAGACGAGGAGCCAGAAAUCCCGGUGACGUGCUGAGCGCUUCUUCCCGACUCAGUUAAGGACAAGUGUGCAGUGCAAAGCUUUCUUGGUCUCUGUCCUACCCCUUCUGAUCCCCUCCCUGGUUUACUGGUCCUGGUAGCAGUGGGCCAGGUUUGGAGACUGUCUCAAAGAGGGCCCGGGGGCAGGAGAGGAGCCCGGCUGUCCCCGGAUCCAUUCGGGGUUUCGUGGCAGGCACAGAGCAUCCCACCACAGCAGCCGUGGGGGGCAGCGCAAGCACCGGGGUGUCGUGUCCUGCCCCGUCAGCAACCCACAGACUGGAGCAAACGGCUAAGCGAGCAGUUCCUCCCCUUGCUAGAGCAGCUGUGGCUGCCAUAGCUGUCAGGAUUUUACAUGAAAUAAGCCAGGCCUUUGAAUCCAGAUGUGUCCUGCCCGUGUUGUUUAUGCUGCAGUGUCCGUGUGUUUAUCCGUGCUGGCUAAAAAUGCCCAUCUGCCUUCAUGUUCGCUGCCCUCUCACCCCUUUGGGUGGAAGAAGUCCCCGUCCCAUCCCCACUUUCCCUCCUUGCCGUUAGCAAAAGGCUGCAAAGAUUGGCAUAGCAUCCAACACAGGGGCACUCGCCCAAACCCCAGCGCCUGUCUCUGGAGCCUGCAAACACCUCCUGACCAGGCUUUCCCUGGCAAUAUCCGGCCCCUGUGCUGCAUUUGGGCUAGGGAAAUGUUGAAUGCUGGUCCCCUCCUCUCUUGGCCAGAGCAGGCACGUGCCUGAAUAGGGAGGCGUCAAAAGGUGCAAGAGCCCCGGCCUGUGGUCCUUACUUCUGCCUCAUUCUUGCUAAUACUCAGAAUGUAUCGCAGCCAGCUCCGUCCGCGCCGACCACGGAGACAGUUCACUUGCUAGGGCACCUUCUGCAGGGGGACGGUCAUGAAAAAGGGGGAUGUGAGGGUAGCAACCAAAUUAAAAACAAUAAUAAUCAUGUGAGUUUUAAAGCAAAGAUAUUUGGGGUUCAAAGGGCUCUUUAUUUAUCUGACCCGUCCCUUACAAAUUAAAGAAAUGCCCGUCAUAAGACCCUUUUUUAUUAUUUUUAUUUUUAUUUCAUUUUAUUUUGGUUUUGGUGGGCUGGCAAGAUACACUAAAUCUGACUGUAUACGUUGUCUGCACCACACAGCCCAACCCUUUCCCGCCCCGUCCUCCUGUCCCCGUGAUACUUGACACACUGGAGUUCUGUAUUAUAUUUUUUUUUUUUAAAAAGAUGGUUGUCUGGUUUUUGUUGUUUUUACAAGUGUUGUGGGAAAAAAAAAAUGUAAGAAAGUUUAAGUAUUUAAAAGCGUUCCAAGGAGGAAAAAAAAGGGUUUUUGUUAUUAUUCUAAUAUAUUAUUGUGUACCUAUUGUAAAUAUGAAACACUCCUAUUUUGCAAGCCAAGGACUCACUUUGUACUGUUGUUAUAUAUAAAUAAAGUUUACUGGUUUCAAAAAGAA